Vombatus ursinus (common wombat) is the source of this 4092-nucleotide messenger RNA. RefSeq names its product zinc finger protein 879-like. The record is from RefSeq and is a predicted model, not a curated record. Gene Ontology annotation, biological process: negative regulation of transcription by RNA polymerase II. Bases 101 to 2176 code for a protein of 691 amino acids. The transcript has 5 exons. Gene Ontology annotation, molecular function: DNA-binding transcription repressor activity, RNA polymerase II-specific. NCBI's taxonomy places the organism in Eukaryota, Metazoa, Chordata, Mammalia, Diprotodontia, Vombatidae.
UCCAUCAUGAGACCUUUGAAGCUGUCUUAGAUCCUUGCAUUGUUGAGAAGAGCUAAGUCUAUCAAAGUUAUUGACUGAGAUUUCUUGAUUGUGAUAGUUAAUGAUGUUAUAUUUUUGCCCACAGCAUCCCUUAGGAAUGUGUGCGGGUAUCCAGCCUGGCUCUGAAGGGAACUGGAUCCCUACUGGGGAUACAGAUAUCAGGUCUACUGUGAUGGUCCCAGAUGGAAAGCUGUUAUCCCUGAAUAAGAUGACUAUCUCUCUGAACUCCCAAAUUCUAGAUGUACAUAAACAAGACAAGUUGCUAAGAAUAAGUUUCCCCAGGGAACAGGUUAACAUUCUAGAAAGAGAAAGGUUUAAUCCAGAGGCUUCUCGCCAGAGCUUCAGAUGUUUUUCAUACCCAGAGAAAGCCGGACCACGUGAGGCUGUGAACCAGCUCUGGGAACUCUGCCUUCAGUGGUUAAGGCCAGAGAUUCACACAAAGGAGCAGAUCCUGGAGCUGCUGGUGCUGGAGCAAUUCCUGACCAUCUUGCCCAGUGAGAUCAGGAUUUGGGUGAAGUCACAGCAUCCAGAAAAUAUUGAGGAAGUGGUCUGCUUGGUGGAGGAUUUGACCCAAAUUCUUAAGGAGGAAGCUUUGCAUUCUCAGGAUUCUGUAAUUCUCCAAGAUAGGAACACAGAGAAAGAAGAAAAGUCUGCUCUGUUUCCAUCAGCCCAAUUUCAGGAAUUGGUGACAUUCAAGGACGUGGUUCCAGACUUCACUUGGGAAGAACUGGUGCAACUGGACCCUGUCGAGCAGGACCUAUACAGAGAUGUAUUGCUGGAGAACUAUAGGAACUUGGUUUUUCUUGGGCUUUCAGCUUCCAAACCAGAUGUGAUCUCCCAGUUGGAACAUGGGAAAGUGCCAUGGAUGCUAGAAAGUGAAGCCCCAAGAGAUUCUGACAGCAGUUCUGAAGCCAGGGCAUCAGUUGAAAAGUGGGAAACAUCUGUGAAAGGAUCACCUCAGGGAGCAAUAAUGGAAAGAUCCAGAAAACAUCGUUCCUGGAACUUCAAACUGAGAGAAGCCUUUCACUGUUAUGGGAGAUUAGUGAGGCAGCAAGGCCACCAUGAGCAUUUGAAGCAAGAAACUGUCAUACAUGAAGAAGUUUCCAGUAAUGAGAAAGGCUUUGAGAAUAACGAGUUUGGGAGAAGUUUCAGCCUGAGACCAAUCCUAGAUACAGACCAGGCUCCUAUAGUAAAAAACGUCUGUAAAUAUGAUACCUGUGGAAAGAACUUCAGAGAUGAUUUAGGGCUAAUUAAGUGUCAAAGAACCUUCACAGGAAAGAAACCUUUUCUAUAUAAUGAAUUUGGGAAAGCCUUUAGCCACAUUUCACAACUUAAUCUUCAUUAUGAUCAUCAUUCUGGAGAGAAACCCUGUACAUGUAAUGAAUGUAGGAAAACUUUUACCAAGUGGGUAAACAUUGCUGAACAUCAGAGAAUUCAUUCUGAAGAGAGUACAGAUCAUUAUAAAUGUAAUGAAUGUAGUAAAGUGUUUACUGAGAGGUCAAACCUUAUACAACAUCAGCAAACUCAUUUUGGAGAGAAACCCUUUAAAUGUAAUGAAUGUGGGAAAGCUUUCAAGCGAAUUUCACAACUUAAUGUUCAUUAUGCUCGUCAUUCUGGUGAGAGGCCCUUUACAUGUAAUGAAUGUGGGAAAGCCUUCAUCAAGUGGGCAAAUCUUACUGACCAUCAGAGAAUUCAUUCUGGAGAGAAACCUUAUAAAUGUAAUGAGUGUGGGAAAGCCUUUACCAAGCGGUCAAACCUUACUCAGCAUCAGCAUGCUCACAUUGGAUUGAAACCAUUUAAGUGUAAUGAAUGUGGAAAAGACUAUAGCUACCUUUCACAACUUAAUCUUCAUCAAAGAAUUCAUUCUGGAGAGAAGCCCUAUAAAUGUAAUGAAUGUGAAAAAGCCUUUACUAAGCGGGCAAACUUAAAUCAACACCAGAAAAUUCACUCUGGAGAGAAACCAUACAAAUGUAAUGAGUGUCACAAAGCCUUUGCCAAGCAGGCAAACCUGACUCGACAUUAUAGAAUUCAUUCUGGAGAGAAACCCUAUAAAUGUAAUGACUGUGGCAAAGCAUUUACCCAGAGGGCACAUGUUACUCAACAUCAGAGAAUUCAUAUUGGAAAGAAACAUUAUUGAAAGUAUUGGUGGUCAGAAAAGUUUGUCUGAGAGCACAUCUUAAUCAGCAUAAAAGAAAGUGUAAUGAAGAGAAACCUUGUAAAUACAGUGACUCAUUUUUAUUCAAAUUUCUUUGUCCUUUUUGGAACCAUAGACUAUCAGACUCUACAAUUCGCACUCUGUUUGUAGUUCUGUUGUCUAGGGUCAAGUAAAACAAACUUCGAUAACAGAGCUACAGAACCAAAGAGCUGGCCACUACUUUAAAGGCUAUCCAGUCUUCUAUGCAACCAGGAAUCCCUUCUAUAGUAUCCCUUACAAGUGGGUUUUUCGUCUUCUUCAUGAAGACCUCUGAUGAGAGUGAACCCACUGUCUCCCAAGAUAGCCCAUUCCACUUUUUGUUAACUCUCCUUUUUAAGAAUUUUUUAUAUCUACUAAGUUUAAACUUGGCUCUCUGCAGUAUCCACCCAUUUUUCUCAGUUCUGCCAAAUGGGGCCAAGCAGAACAACUCGAAUCUGUCAUCUAUAUGAUAACCUGUCAAUAUUAGAAAGGCAGUUAUAUUCCUUCUGUAUCUUAAUUCCCCCUGACUAUAUGUGCCUAGUUCCUUUAACCAGUCCGUCUCUGGAUAUUUUCCAGUCUUCUUACCGUCCUACUCACUCUAUACUAGAAUGUUUCCUUAUAUCUUUUUCUAAAAUGUCAUCUAAAUAUGACUUGACCAAGAUAGAAUAUAAUGAAACUAUUACUUUAUUUCUCCUGAAUACUUUGCGUCUCUUAUUGCAGUCUAUAAGUCCUAUGACUAGCAAGAGCUGCCACAUUUUUUUGAUCUAGUAGAAUCAGUGUAGAAUCUGUAGAAAGCCUGUAAAGUAGAACAUACAAUGAGCAGGAAGACAAGGUGUCCAUGUCAUGGCCUUCAUCUGUCAAUGAAGAGUUUUGUCUACUUCUUGGAGUUGUCUGCUUCAGGGCAAGCUUCCUUCUGAGUGAUUUGCAAUUUAAAUGAUCUAGUGGGUGAGCUCUGGAGAGAUGGCUUGGUUGCGCUGGAAAGUGGGGACCUAGUUAUCAAUACCUAUAAGUUUGACUGUAGUAGAAGCAGUUAACAGUAUCUGAUGAAGCCCUUUCCAUCUAGGCUUCUUUGUUCAAAUGUUUGUUCUAACAAUCCCAAUGGCCUGGUUUCAAACAGGAGAAUGAGCCCCUGGGUGGGCCCUGAGGACAGGCAAAUGAGAAUUGAGCAAAAUCUGGAAAGCUUCCAACAAAAUAAUUAUUGUAGAAUGCGCUGGAGCAGAGUAUGUAGACACUGAUUAGAGCCAAGGCUAGAGCCUCCUUGGCCUGCUUGUAACUAUUUCCUAGGGAGGCAAACAGUUUAAUUCUUAAGAGGUAGAUUAGAAUAUAAUGAGGACAGUUUGGAGCACAUCCUACAGUGAAAAAAGUUGUUCCAUAAUUUGACCAGUUAAAGUUUCAGUACAUUAAUUUACUUUCCACUUCUCUUGAGUUUUGGGGAUUGGGAGAAUAGGGAAGGUUUGAAGAGUGGGAAACUUUGAAGAGCUGUUAAACUGUGCUCCCUUAGUCACUGGAUACUUGAUAACAGAAUUUUUCAUAUAGGAUAUAUGUUAUUCAAAAGAAUCUUAGGUACUGUUAUGGCAAUAGCCUUUUGGAGAGAAAAAACCUCCAAUCAGAAAUCAUGUGAAUAAUCAAAGCAUACUCAGACUCUUUAGACUUUAGAAAUUGUAAGAAUUCUACUUGUAGAUGGACUACAGAGAUGUACUUCUGUCCUUGUCAUGUCCUUACAGGUUUUUCAGAGUUGUAUAAAUUACAGACAGAACAAGAGAAAAGUGGCCUCUUCACUGGGCAGGUACAGAGUGCAAUGGAUUGAACACUGGGCCUGGAAUCAGAAAGACCUGAUUUCAAAUCCAGCCUCAGACACUUACUAGCUGUGUGACCUAGGU